AACACAAAAAGGAAGCCAAUAAAACGUUAAAAAAACAAAAACAAAAAAUAAAAAACGAACGCUUUCUUUUGAAUCUUCCCGUAUUUUUUCCUGUUUUGAACUGGUCGUUGUAGUAGUUGUUGUUAUUGGUAGGGAGCUGGGUUCCUCUCUUUGAACCCUUCAUCUUCUUGUAAAUCUCUCCAUUUUAAGGGGGUCAAGCUCCUGGUUUCUGCUUCGUGAGUUCUUUUCUUUGGCUAUUGUUAAAUGUGGAGAGAUCCUGGACAACCUGCUGAUUCGUACUAUCAGGUCCGGCCUGAAUGCACCGAUGUUCCAAAAUCUAAAUUCAAAAUCAAGGCAGGUAAAACUUUAAGUUCAAGGAAAUGGCAGGCUGCAUUUACUCCAGAAGGAUACCUGGAUAUAAGCAAGACCCUUAGUCGAAUCUACCGUGGGGGGAUCCAUCCAUCAAUUAGAGGAGAAGUUUGGGAGUUUCUACUUGGUUGUUAUGAUCCUAAGAGUACAUUUGAUGAACGAGAUCAGAUUCGACAGCGUAGAAGGGUACAAUAUGUUAGGUGGAAAGAAGAGUGCCGCCAAAUAUUUCCUGUUGUCGGAAGUGGAAAAUUUAUUACAGCGCCUGUAAUCACUGAAGAUGGUCAGCCCAUUCAAGAACCGUUAGUAAUGUUAGAAACAAAUCAAGACAGAGGCCCCUCUCAAGAUGGUAAUUCUGCUGAAAUUGGCAGUUCACAUGCCUAUGCCACAAAUCAAUCAAGAACAAAUGCUUCCUGUUCAGAGAUGGUGAAAGAGCUUACAAGCCAUGGCCCUUUGGACCAGAAAGUGAUCCAGUGGAUGCUUACCUUACAUCAAAUAGGUCUUGAUGUGCAUCGCACUGACAGGACAUUGGUGUUUUAUGAGAAGCAGAAGAACUUGUCAAAACUUUGGGAUAUUUUAGCUGUUUAUGCCUGGAUCGAUACAGAUGUCGGCUAUUGUCAAGGAAUGAGUGAUCUUUGCUCACCCAUGAUAAUGCUUCUUGAAGAUGAAGCGGAUGCAUUUUGGUGUUUUGAACGAUUGAUGCGCAGAUUGCGAGGAAAUUUCAGAUGCACUGGGAGAACUGUUGGGGUGGAGACACAACUUAGUAAUUUGGCUGAAAUUACUCAAGUCAUUGAUCCAAAACUUCAUCAGCAUUUAGAUGCACUUGGUGGAGGUGACUAUUUAUUUGCUUUCCGCAUGCUAAUGGUUUUGUUCCGCCGAGAAUUUUCAUUUUGUGAUUCACUCUACCUUUGGGAGAUGAUGUGGGCCCUUGAAUACGACCCUGAUUUGUUCACUGUAUAUGAAGAGCUGGAACUGAAUGGUGAGAAACGUGAGGGAUCUAAGGGAAGAGCAAAGUCAAUACGGCACUAUGGGAAGUUUGAAAGGGAAAAUAUGAAAAAUGGGGCAGCAAAUUCUGAAGGCCCCCUUCCCAUGUCUGUUUUUCUUGUUGCGAGUGUAUUGAAAGAUAAGAGCUCUAAGCUUUUGCACGAAGCUCGGGGCCUGGAUGAUGUUGUCAAGGGGAUGACUGGUGAGUUGCUGCAGCUUGAGCAUCACCCUUUCUGUGUUGUGUCCCGAGAAAGAUUCAAACUUAAAUUCUAAGCAGCCUCCAUUUCCCUCUCUAGUUCCCAUAGUUGUGCGUUGCUUGUUGAGGAGCAGUCUCAAACCCCACUCAUGACAUUGUUAUUUGGAGUCUGAAACUGAAAACAUGGCCAGAGUUUGUCUGGUGGCGUGUAACAGUUGAAUAUGCCUUACACCAAUCAUGUGCUAUGCUUGUAGGUUCUAACAUUUGCUUAUGCCUGCAUCUAUUGUAGAACGGUAGCGAGAAAGAUGACAUAAAACUUGUGAAAUGUUUGGUUGGUGAAUAGUUAAUGCAUACUACCUAGAUAAUAUUCCUAGAGCUCCCUAUUCCUUCUGUGCUGUGAAUCUCUGUGUAUAUGAAUAUGAUUU
Molecule: messenger RNA, 1950 nt
Organism: Populus euphratica (Euphrates poplar)
Lineage: Eukaryota; Viridiplantae; Streptophyta; Magnoliopsida; Malpighiales; Salicaceae
Product: TBC1 domain family member 17-like
Exons: 10
Coding region: 244-1602 (452 amino acids)
Biological process (GO): activation of GTPase activity
Molecular function (GO): GTPase activator activity
Source: RefSeq, a predicted model, not a curated record